AUGACCAAUCCUGCUGCCAGAGCCCGAACUGGGGCGCCACCAGAGGACAAGGCCAACCUGGGGGCGUGGUUUGUUAAGACCUUGGCCAAUCUUGGAGUUAGGCCCGGCUCAGGGGUGGAGUUUCGAGUUGCCGGAACCAGCGAGGGUGUUCGAGUUUGAGGAGGGCGAGACCCAGCCCUGGAGGCGGAGCCUAGCAGUGAUCGCGGCCAAUCACGCCGAAGCCCUGAAUGGACCGCUGGGGGCGUGGCCCCGUGGGCGCGGCCAGGACCGGUUCCGGGCCGCCCGUGGGCGUGGCCGGGCCUGGACCGCGGCGGGGCCAUGUCAGCGCCGCCGCCCUUGCAGAUCCGCGAGGCGAACGCACACCUGGCUGCGGUACACCGGCGCGCGGCGGAGCUGGAGGCGCGGCUGGACGCGGCCGAGCGCACGGUGCGCACCCAGGCCGAGCGCCUGGCCCGCCACGACCAGCAGCUGCGCGCCGCCCUAGACGAGCUGGGCCGCGCCAAGGACCGUGAGAUUGCCGCUCUCCAGGAGCAGCUGUUGACCUCCGAGGCUACUGUCCAGAGUCUGCAGGCUGCCGUGUGCCGGAGGGACAAGCUCAUCAGGCAGCUGCAGCCCCGGGCUGAACUGCUGCAGGACAUCUGUCGCCGCCGGCCACCCCUGGCUGGGCUGAUGGCCACCCUGGCUGAGGCUGAGCGCCUGGGGCCCUUGCCGGCCAGUGUCCCCAGUCACCCACUCCCUGGUGGGCCCAGUUCACACCUUGCCAACAGUACUGGGGAGGAAGAGGACAGGGACCACCUCCAGCCUGCUGUGUUUGGGACCACUGUGUGAGUCCCAGAGUAGAUUCCAGAAUGGAGAAAGAGGACCCCUACGGGGACUUUUUCCACUGCUGUGGGUGUGCUUGGGGGUCACCAGUACCCCAGAGAGGACCCCGUGGCAGAGCCAUAAUCCUGUCCAAACGUCAGAACCUGCUAAAGAGUCAUAGGUUUCAAAUGGGCGGCCUACAGGAACAAAUGCAGAUGUUGAACCCGGAGAGAAGUGUUUGUUUUUUUAAAAACAAAACUUUGAAUCAAUCAAUCACCCUUGUUGGAGAACUGGCAGUGCUGACACAAAAAUCUGGAUUUCUAGCUUCGGACUGGGCCGUGCCUGCCUGGAUCUGAGUCCAGGGCACCCUCUUCAGUGAGUGUGAGUUUCAGGCCCCACAUGUCUCUUAGGGCCAGAUGUCUGGCCCCUGAAGCAUCUGAGUUUGAGACCUCUCUUUUUCCGGUGGAGGCGGAUGAUUUGAGUUUCUCUCCCUUUCCCCCUUGCCCUGAUUUUUGUUCGUCCCGAAGCAUUCCCCAUCCUAAAGCUUUUUCUUAUUCUCAUCUCCGUCCAGAAUUGUGAGCCUCAACCCUCAGGCCAUUUUGCAUUGGUUAUAUGAAGACAAAGUUUUAAUCCUGGAUUUUUUCCCCCCAAACUCUAUCCUUCCCUCAACGCAGGGAAGAGUGUGUGCGUGUGUGAUGUGCUGAGAUGUCUGCAGCCAGGCUUUGCUGCCCAGGCAAACUCGGGCACCCCAUAAGCUUUUCUUGAUAGCGUCCUGCCUCAGGGUCUUGACACUGGCUGUUCCCUCCGCCUAGAAUGCACUUCCCCCAGCUGUCACAUGACUAGCUCCUUGUCACUCAGGUCUUUGCUCAAACGUCACCUCCUCCCAGAGGCCUUCCCUGACCACCUUAUUGGAAGUCAUUCUUCUCCACUCCACCCCCACUGCCUCAUUUGAUUUUCUUUAUGUAACUUCUUACCAUCAGAGUGGAAGCUCCAUGGGGGCAGGGUUUUUGUUCUCUGUCACCAGUGGCAGGCACACUCUGGGACCCCGGUAGGAACAGGAUGGGUCUAUGGGCCCUGAAGAGAGCCAGGGACCCCAGCACAUUCCAUGAGGCGCCCCGGCCAGUGGAGCUUUUGUAGCAGCAGCUGGCUCCUUUUUAUAUUCCUUAGAGAAUCUAUUUUUUCACUCCUUAUUUCUAUGCUGCCCUUCUUGGCCCAAGAUAUUCGGGGUGCCUUUUUUUUAAAAAUCAAAACAGGGAACGCUGUGCCCUUCUCUGCCCAGCCCAAGUGCCUGGCCUGGUACCAUGGUAGCUUUUUACCGCCUCCUGACUCAGGGAAUGGUCAUACCAGGAACCAUGGCGGGGCACAGCCCCUUUCAGCCCGGAAGGCUCAGCGUCCACCCUCAGCCCUCAGGAUGGGGCCGCCUGGCGUCUCACAGUGACCCCUCAGUGUGGCAACAAUGGCCCGGUUUUCUCCUUUGGACGAACAGGGGUUGGAGGGUGCUGUUUGUACGAGGCGAAGGCAGGCUGGCGCCUGUCGGAGCUCAAGAAUAAACCAAAUGAUUUCAUGGCA
Orcinus orca (killer whale) is the source of this 2370-nucleotide messenger RNA. It is a transcript of the gene VMAC, whose product is annotated as vimentin type intermediate filament associated coiled-coil protein. The transcript is spliced from 2 exons. The record is from RefSeq and is a predicted model, not a curated record. The coding region runs from base 319 to 828 and encodes 169 amino acids. Lineage: Eukaryota; Metazoa; Chordata; Mammalia; Artiodactyla; Delphinidae.